UUACGGGAAACUGAUACCAUUUGCUGCGGGGAAUGGUACUUUCGCGCCAUAUUUCUCUAGUUCCUGCUUAAGUAAGAAAUAGCUUUCGUUGCCCUUGGAAUUUGUUUCGUUGUGGUGGUGUGUGCGAGGUAGCUUGAGCGUGUGAGGUCUCGCUUCGGCAAGUCCAAAAUGUGGGCAGAGGCCUCCGGAUGGUUGGGGUAGUUCCAGCCUGACUGGCGACUGCAUUAUUUCUUCAUGGAAGCGUACAGUCUGCUGUGAGAUCGACUUGUGAGCAGUGUGUGCUGUAUACAAUAGUGAUGCGGACUCUACAUAUCGUCGAGUGUGUGUCGCUGCAUUGAUCGCACCAUGUGAAGAAAAAAAAAAAAAAAAGGAUGGAGAUAGCUCUGCGGUCGAAGAGCACGAUCAUGUUUAAAGCUCAGGUGUGGUGAAGCAUCGGGAUGGAUGAGGCGUUCCUGACGGACCUGCUCGAGUGCUCUGUCUGUCUUGAGCAGCUAGACAGCACAAGCAAAGUACUUCCUUGCCAGCACACCUUCUGCAGGCGCUGCCUGGAUGAGAUCGUUCACUCGCACAAGGAACUUCGUUGUCCGGAAUGCCGGAUACUGGUUGAGUGCUCAGUGGACGAGCUCCCACUCAACAUCCUUCUGGUUCGUCUUCUGGAGGGCAUCAAGAACAACCCACGACUUGGUGGCGGCAGCAGCAGUGGCGGCAGCCGGUCGCCUUCGGGUGCCCUCCUGGGCAGUUCCUCUCUCAUUGGCCAUGUGAGGCCCCUGCUGGCCAGCCAGCCUUUGUCAGCUAGUCCACGAGGGGACACCACCUUAGGUCGUGGCGAUGGGGUGCGCACUCUUGUCAAGCAACUGGUGCCGCAAAUGCCCUGUGCCAAAGCCCUCUACUCCUAUGAUGCCAAGGACCCAGGGGACUUGGCGUUCCGCAAGGGGGACAUAAUAGUUCUGCGCAAGCGAGUGGACCAGAACUGGUUCCACGGGGAGCUGGGCGGCAAACAAGGCUUUGUGCCAGCCAGCUAUGUCCAAGUGGUGGUGCCCCUGCCAUCUCAUAUCCCUCAGUGCAAAGCCCUCUACGACUUCCGCAUGGGUGACAACGAUGAGAAGGAUUGCCUGACGUUCCUCAAGGGUGAUGUUAUUACUGUGAUUCGGAGGGUGGACGAAAAUUGGGCUGAAGGAAAACUGGGAGACCGAAUUGGAAUCUUCCCGAUAUCGUUUGUUGAGAUGAAUGCAGCUGGAAAGGCGCUAAUGAAGCUGUCUAACAAUGUUCAAGUGGGUCCUUCGAGAGUUGCCCCUCCAACGCCCAAUUCUGAAGCGCCAAGCCAAACAGUCAUUCCAGCUGGUAGCACUCCAUCAGCUGGCGAAUCUCAGUCAAGCACAACAUCUCCCGCAUCAUCAUCCCCGAGCCCUGGCACGCCACCAUCCACAUCACCUCCACUGCCAGCAUGCCAGCCCAGAGAAAAGCGGCACUCACUCUCUGCCAUCAACCCGCCAGCUUCAAGCAAUGGAAGCAAUCCUCAGGCUCCCCAUCGGCAUUCGAUGGAGGUGCUGAACACAUGCACUGAGGUCGCAUCACAGCCCAGCUCACCGCCCCAGGGGCAGGCAGCCUCUCCAAGCAGGAUUCCCACAGCAUCGUCAAAGCCGGCCCCCGUGACAUCUCAAGGGUCAGCAGGUGAGCCGUCGUCUGCACGGGUGGUGCGUCGACACAGUGGACGCAAGGAACGAGAUGUGUCUUCUAUAAAUCCGCCAGGAAUACCCUUGCCACCGCCAGAACAGCCAGCAACCCUGCUGGCACCUUUGACUCAGCAGCAGCCAAUGCAACCAGCACAACAUGCCACUAUUGCUUCAUUUUACGUGGCUCUCUACAGCUACAAACCACAAAAAGAAGACGAGCUGGAACUACGCAAGAAUGAGCUUUACUCAGUGACAGAGAAGUGCCAGGAUGGCUGGUUCAAAGGCACCUCACUGCGCACGGGCCUCUCAGGAGUUUUUCCCGGAAACUAUGUUCAGCCAGCCAAGUCAUCGAGUAGUGGCUUUUCGUCAGCACUGCUGCCCCUACCACAGCAGCAGCCACAACACCAGCAGCAGCAGCAGCAGCAGCAGCAGCAACAGCAGCAGCAGCAUCAGCAGAUGGGUACACGAAUUCCUGCCCCCAGCUCACCUCGCCCACGGUUGUGCGCACCGCAGCAGGUACCUAUGGUUCCUGGUGGACCACCUCCUUUCCUCGGCGGGCAGGGCUCCAGCCCCCUGCUUGCUGAGUGGGCCUUGGUGGCUCCGCCACAGAGGACUCCACUUACCACGACCCCAAGUCCCUUGGGACACAAACCACCGGUGAGCCAUGGCCCUGUGGCCCUGCAGAUGCAGCAGCUGGGCGUGGCCAAGGCAGUGGCUGUCACCACAGGGAGCCCUGCUUCUUCCCAGGCUUCCUCGGGGAGUGCUGGCCCCACUGGCGGCCAUUGGUUGCUCGCGUGGCCUCCCUCUUCGGUUUCUUCUUAUGGGUCAGGCAGCGGUGCCUCCACGUGGGUGCCUGCGUGUGCUACGCCCACUCGCAACCCCGCUGUUGCCGUCACGACCUCUGUGGGCGCCGGCAGUGGCAGCACCCAGGCCAGCAGUGCUGGCGGGGUGGCCACAUCCAAUACGCCCGGCUGCUCCAGCUCAUCUGCGACCGCCACCUCCUCCAGUGCCCUGGCUCCAUCUGCUUCAGCGACGCGUCUGGAAAAGCAGAAGGAGCGCAAGGAAAAGGAGAAGAUAAGCCUGAUGAAGCGGCUCACAGCCAAGCGCAGAUCACGCUCACCUCCUCCACCCAAUUUUUCUUGCGACAACCCGAGUUUCGUGGACAGCUCAGCAGCAGCGGGCCAGCCCUCUCUGCAACCACCCAGUGCUGUGCCUGUCGUGCACAUCAGGUCUGGCUCGUGUCCGAGUGAGGUUUUAGGCAACCAGCAGGCACUGCACAAGAAGACCAGCUCCCUGGAUGGAAACGACAGCCUCAAGGCGAGGCCCAAGCAGCCUGCUCCUCUUGUGAGGGAAAGGUUUCGCUGCAUUGUGCCUUACCCUCCGAACAGCGAGUAUGAGCUCGAGCUCAAGCAGGGAGACGUCGUGUAUGUGCACAAGAAGCGGGAGGAUGGCUGGUUCAAAGGCACGCUGCAGAGGACGGGAAAGACUGGACUCUUCCCUGGCAGCUUUGUUGAGAGCUUCUGAGACACCCCACCUGCACCUCAUCUGUUCAUCUACCUGCAGUCUCACUUCCUAGGCACACACAUCAAGGACCUUGAUUAUGGUACAGGCGGCAGGGCAGUCGCUGACAAAUCUUCUGGUGUCUUCCGGUGGUAUUGCAGUACUGGGUUGGGCUAGUCGGCACAUCACCUUGUGGGAAAACAGCACAACCACAGGUCAUAAGAAGCAACACAAGGGCAGGGUUUGGUUAUUUUGGGUUUAGGAAGUAUGGAGAGCACUGUGUAAAAGGUUUGCACGACACCAAAUAUGUGACUGCAAUAGUUUCUAGUCACAUUCAAUGAGUCUUCCAUAGCACCCAGUGCACUUAGACGGUUCUCAAACUGUUGCGUUAAGGUUGCAGGAUCGAAUCCCGGCCACGGUGGCCGCAUUUCAAUGGGGGUGAAAUGCAAAAACACCCGUGUACUUAGAUUUAGGUGCACGUUAAAGAACCCCAGGUGGUUGAAAUUUCCGGAGUCCUCCACUAUGGCGUGCCUCAAAAUCAGAAAGUGGUUUUGGCACGUAAAACGCCAUUUUUUUUAACUGUUAAGUUAGUUGACCUGGAACACUUACCUUUUCUCCUUUGGGCUAGAAAAUUUGCAUUGCACCACUCAGUCUGGAGUAAGUUUCACUGGUCAAUCUGGAUAAACUCUCUGUGCAGCGAAGCACUCUUGCUCAGCUUGUUGUCAGGGCAAUUAGCUGGAAAUUCAAAGGCACGGCAUUUCCACCUGCUGAGGGAUGAGUCCAUAUGGAUUUAGUGCUUUGUGUAAGCAUUGCGAUUCAACUCUGUGCUUUCUUUUUGCUUUAUGAGUUCAUCUUUUGCCAGUGUGGUGCUCAGUUAGUACUUCAAGGAAGCACCUAGAGGCUCCUUGCACGAAACUGUGACUAAAAAAAUUUAAGAUAGCAGGUUAUGGUCUGUUUUGCACAUAAUGCCACUGACAUAUGUACAGUCGAAGCUCAAUAAUCCGAACUUGAAGGGGCCCAAAAAUUUGUUCGAAUUAAAAGAAUUUCGAAUUUAAGGAAGCUAAUUUAAUGGAGGAAUUACCUGCAGUGGUGCAUGUGCACUGAGCUAAGACAUGGGUGGGAAGAACCACAAGAUUUAUUCGCACAUAUUUACAAAUUAGUCAUUUAUUAGGCAGAUCGGUGCUCGAACUGUGAUAGGAGAUGGCAGGUGCACGCGGUUUAAUUAAAGGAAAUGCAUCAUGUCGUGACAAUUGCCCCUUCAAUCUUUUGGUAUACUUCAGUGCGUAAGAGUGCUGUAUUGGGGCGAAGUUGACUUUAGGGAACCGAUAUUAUGCAAUGCGCCAUGCUUCGUGCUCUCCGAAGCCAUUGGCGAGUAUCACGAAGGCGGAGUCGGCGCCAAUUCCAACAGCAGCAGCGAAUUGCUUCAAUGUGAAACACGGCACCGAACAGCAAAAAGUUUGGUAGCGAACGCCAAAGUAGCUAGUUCUAGUGUUGCUGCGGUGUGGCUACAGCUGCCAGCGGAUCUGCGUGCGGGAGCGCCGGCUCGAGGCGGCGCGAUAAUCAAAAUGGUCGUGGUGGAGGCUUCGAAUAAUGCCAUUUCAGACCUGUGGUCAUGGCAAAAAGUCCAGAAAACCGGAUGGCGAAGGUUUUUUUGCGUUUGAAAUUUCAGACGUUCUUUUGCAUUGACUCUGUGGGGCACACGGCGGUGCGGCAGCGCUUACACAAGUCACUAACAGAAGCAAUCGGUUAUGCGUGCCUGCACAGAAAUUUCCGCCACGUUUCUUUUUAUUAUUAUUAUUAUUUAUUUUCUGCGCAACGUUAAGGAGUCUCUCCUAAGCUCUUCCUCUAUGGCGGGGUCAGAGGAAUGCUGGUCGGAGGCGCCGCCGCGUGAUUUUGCACACUGCUAAGAGCAUUGUCGGAGCACAGUAUGCUCAAAUUAACCGUUGCAAAUACUUGCACGUUCGAAUUACCGGGCGUUUUCACCCAUUGGAAUACACAUAACUUUGACAGUACCACAGCGCAAGUUCGAUUUAAGCGUGUUCAAAUUAACGCGAUUUGACUGCACGUUAUUCAUCAAUCAUUGCUUUAGAUCUAUAUUGGCAAGCUUGCACUAGCUACUAUAACUUAAAAGACAAAAUUACACGAAUAAGUGAAAUUAAUUAAGUAUAGCUUCCUCUCGCUAGUAAAAUUUUGUGUGAUAACACUUCUCAAAGGCACAUAUGACAAAAAAAGGCUUUCUGAAUCGGUGCAAACACCAAGUAUAACUUAGUACAAUAGAACCUUGCUAUUUGCCAUGAGAUGAAACUACAGGAGGCAGCACUGUUGCCGCAUUAAUGGGGACAGGCGGUCGACGGCGUGCAUUGAAAUGUAUGUGGCCGCAUUCCAUUGUGAACUAUUUGGCCAAAUUUGCCGCUAGUUAUACGUGUUGACUGCAGUAAACUGAUCUUAUAUUGCCCUCCGAUGCCACAUUCUUGCGCAAAAUGCCCAGGGCCAUCAUAUUUACUUAAAAGCAGUGCAAACUGCCAUGAAAAAGGGACUGGCACUCAGCCACAUGGUCAUUGUUUUGGCACUUUCUUAGGGCUUUUUUGUGUAUACUUCGCUUGCAUUCCACAUACUCUGUUAACAUUGUUGCAUGUGCAAGUUAUUUAAUACAGCAUUCUCUGCGAAUGUUGCAGGGGUGUAAAAAAUUAUAUUCCUGUACAACAAAGGUGAAGUAGCAAGUUAAUGCGCACUCUAAAUUACCAAAUAUACACAUACAUAUCUGUUUCUUUUCUUUUCUUUUUUUUUUUAGCAGUUAAUGAGUUCAGCUAAGCAAGCAGGUCACUAAGUGAUCCGCUAGUGUACUGCUACAAAGUGGCAGUACACUAGUAGGAUGAUCAGGUUUCUUCAGACAUUUUUUUUAUCGCCCUCACACGGUUUCACACUCGACAGCGAUGCUGCAAAUUUAUUAUUAUUUGAGAAGCUAAAAUCAUCAGGUUGUUUUAUUUCAGCUGAUAGUGACCAGUUUUUUGUGAAGCUAACAAUGCUACAUUGACUAGCGAAAAGAGAUUAUAAUAGCCACCUUUCAGCUCUGUGUGAUGACGUGCUGUGUCUAUAGAGUGCUGCAUCACACAUGAUCCUCAUAUAACACCCUAGUUUAGCUUCCAUUUUGUAGUAGCGAAUUGGAGUACAAAAAUCCACGAUUUAAUUGCAAGGCAAUAUGAAUUCACCAUAGUUGCAUCAGAUCCACAUAUUAAAGGAACACAUCUGGUUGCGUAACAAUUCAGCGAGGGCCUUGCAAUUAUUGCAAUGCAUUUGUCGUACUAUGAAGCGUAGGAAUUUAUAUGAAUACAUGCAUAAUAUUCUUUUUUUUUCUACUGCUGAUUGAUGCAUGUUUCAUGGUAUCACAGAGAUUGCAGAGUGAUCAAUACAUCGUGACAAGUUAAUAAAAUGUGACAUUCACGUCUCGCCGCUAGCAUUCUAUUUGUUUAAAACAAGCUAAAAUUAUUUUUGUGAUGUAAUCUAAACACCAACCGAUUAUAAAAUUGAUAUGCUUGUGGUAAGUGAAGGGUGUGACAAUCACACAUCAUGCGCUUGACACAGGCAGUCGCUGUUCUCACUACAGCAUAAAAACGACAGCGCAAGACUAAAUGCUUUUGAACACUGUCAAAAUAUGCACACCAGCAUUUACGACUGUUCUACAAUGCCGAAAGAAACAGCAUUUAAGGAUAUUCACGCCACGUAGGGCCUAACAGACGACACGUGGUGUAAUCCACAUUAUCCAUGGUUUUGCCAGUGCCCACCAGGUGGCGACUCUGCUUGAUCUCGUGGCCAAUAAUGAAGUUGCAUCCAACACAAGAAUGCAUUCACUUUAUCCCAUAUUUGCUAUAAGCAUAUAUUCAUUAAAUGCUUCAUAUCCGUGUUUACUAUAUCAAGGUUGGACUGUAUUACAAGUAGAGCAGAUGACAGAAGUCUUGGCAUAGAAACCACCCUGAUGUUUUGAUAAUCAGACACAUAGACAAAGCGGCUAUUAGUGUUUCUAGAACAGACCACAUGUUGUACCUUCCUCGACUGCCCAGUACAGAGCGGUUUGUUUUGCUCUGACGCAUUCAGAUUUGUGAAGCCUAAAGGAUUGCUUAAAGAUUUAGUGGACUAAUCCAGAUUGACCAGUGGUAUUCAACGUGCGACUUGUGCGUACCCUUAGGCCUGCGAGAGUGCCCAGAGAAGCAAGUCUGGGAAGACCACUCCAUAGGUACACCCUUUUGGUAGGCAUCAGCCUCAAGGUUUUUCCAGUUGUCUGGGAAAGUACAGGAUUCUGUCUUUCCCAAAGCCUUGUGGAAGUAGGCUCUGAUAUCCUGGAGAGCUCCACCGACAGAGUAUAUUGCAAUCACCACCACAGUGUUGAAUGUCUUACUCUACAUAUGCUCUGAUGUCAUUAAGUUGAGGCCAAACAGCACUGUCUUCGCAUGGAGCCUUCAAAAUCAUACCACCUGUGAAUAGCUCAGAGUCCAUGAUAAAUAACUGCAAGUUAAACAGUUUCUCAGGAGAUUCGGUGUGCCACGGGUGCUAUGAGAGACCCAUUGUGUGGCCAAGUUAUGGUCGCAGCUGCUUAUUUGGUGCCUUGGAAGUUUUUUGACACAAAAGGAUAUGCAUUUUAGAGGUGAGUCAUUAAAAAAAAAAAAAACAUCUGUUUGAGGUCUUUAAAUUGGGUGUUUCGGUCCUCCAAAAUGCAUAAUCUGUGCUCUUGCAAGUUGAGAUGUUUCUGAACUUGGUGUUUACGUUGUUCAUUUUAUCGUUUGCCCCCAUGGUUAUGCUGACUUCCUAAUCUUUCGGUGUUUAUUCCAGUCGUUUGCUGCCCCCCUCCCCACCUCACUCACAGUCUUAAGUUUCUUUAGUAUGUUGAGGUCACAAAACAGCAAAGAAAUUCCAUGAGCAGUAGCGUUUCUUGUUGUGCGAGUUGGUAUGUGCUUGUGAAUGAACAGGGAAUUGGCAAACAGGUGCUUACACAAUGGAAAAAAAAUGGAGGGAAGAAGUCCAGUGCUCAUUCAGUUCAAUUUUUUUGUGUAAGUUUCUAUUCGCUGGUUUCUUUUUCAUUCCAAUAACAAUGUUUUGUGUAGUCAUGCCUUCAAAGCUCUGAUAUUUCUUGCUCACUCAUUCUUGCUUUACCAAAUGAGCAAUGUUGCAUGUUCCUAUAUUUCAUUGCAUUUUGGGUAUCAGCUUUAUGUGCGUACAAUCCACACACGCACUUGCUGUGUGACAUUAUUAGUGCAGUGAUAGUAAAUCAAGUUUCUUGUCUGGGUCAUAUUGCCAUGGGUACGAAGUGCUGUAUUCCACUCAUAGUGUCCUUGUGUGUUAAGCAAAAAAGGAAAAAUUAAGUUACGCCAACACUGAGGCAGGAUAAGCAUGCGACAGUCCAAAAUAUAAUCUUCUGGUUAAUAUGCAGUAAAAUUUUGUCAACUCAAGCAGAGAGGGUGAAAAAUUAUGAUUAGCUUGCAGUACAGCAGGUAUAGUAGGCAAGAAAUUACUUUGUAAAGGAACAAGGUCAUCUGCGGGAAAUGCUAAUUGAAAAAAUUUGAGAAAACAUUUAGCCAUUCUUCUGCAAUCUCCUGAAUCAUUGCCGGAUAUCUGGCAUUGCAAGCUUUAUUUUUAAAUUGCUCCUUACCAACACGCAAUCUCAAUAUCGUUGCUGCGUGCAUUUGCCGCCUGGAGAUCAAAGGCCAUCAUUUACAUGACAAGCGAGGUCGCGGGAUCGAAUCCCGGCCACGGCGGCCGCAUUUCGAUGGGGGCGAAAUGCGAAAACACCCGUGUGCUUAGAUUUAGGUGCACGUUAAAGAACCCCAGGUGGUCAAAAUUUCCGGAGUCCUCCACUACGGCGUGCCUCAUAAUCAGAAAGUGGUUUUGGCACGUAAAACCCCAAAUAUUAUUAUUAUAUUUACAUGACAAGCACAUGUCCCAAAGCUGCGGAUGAGCAGUGGACAACGCAAUAAAUGCAGCUUCCAUUUGAGUUGUCUGGUUGUGGUAACGAUAUCCAGUGUGCCCAUUUCAGAACUUUCUAGUUUGAUGUCGAAUGCUUCGAAAUGUAGUUAUGGUUGAAUGUUCUGGCAAGCUCACAUUACCCAAAGAUCAACAUUACAAGACCCAGUAGCCGCUACUAUAUUGUGCAUGAAUAUUGUGGCUUAAAUGAACAUUACCAUUUCUAGGUAACGAAACACUUUUAUUUUCAACAACUUAGGGAUUCUCCAAAGCAUAAAUCCUGUGCUACUAAUGACAGCACUGGUUGUAACUGAUACGAAGAUAACAUACAAGCCAUGCAUGUCAGUACUUAACAGUUGCGUGGAACAACAUCCUUAGACUGCCUUGUGCAACCCACACACAGUGGCUUCUACAUGUAUCUGCAGAUUUGAAAACUGGUUGUGCUGCAAUUAAGUUUGAAAAUGGCACUGCGGGAAAAUUAGCUUUACAGUGAUGGAUUAUGAUGUACAAAAAUGUGCAAGUCAGCUGUCCUUUACAGCUAUAUUUUAACCGAAAACAGGAUCCACAUCUGCACUCUCUUUCAUAAAGAAAAGAGAAUGCCAUCACUGGCUGUGUAGAUGUGGUGGUGUGGGUACUGAAGCAAGGUCCUGCAGGCAAGCCAACUUCUAGAAUUUUCCAAAUUGUCCAUGAGAAAGAAACCUUUCACUGAGAGCUUGUACACUGAUUGCUUAUCAGUGAUAUCAAUUUUCUUUACAUACGUGACCCAUGCUGAAGCAGCCUGCACUACUACCAAGUGAAUGUAGUGGUGUGCCCCCUGAUGACCCUCUCGAGUCCCAAUGCGUGAUGCCGUAUUGCAUUUAAUGCAGAAUCUAAGCACAGUUAGUGCUCUCUGUUGUAUUCUUCCAUGUGGAAUGCGAAGAUGAGAGCAAUAAGGAGCUUGAAAGCAGAGUGCGAGUCUUUUCUUUUUUUCUUUGUAGAAGGACUUCAGGGUUAUGCUGAAAAGAAAAAAAGAUGUUCUGUAACAUACAACCUUCUCUGUACAUAGCGGUCACAAUAUUGACGAAUCUCUAGGUGUUUUAAAUGCACCUCGAACCUGACAUUGCCCUUUUACGUAGCACACACACACAUACACACAUGGAGACCUAAUGCUGGUGCUUGUAAAUGCGUACUCUGUAAAUAACUUCAGAAAUCUUGGUGUUUUAACGACCCAGUAGAGCACCAGAGAAAUUUUUUUUUUCUCUUCUACUUGUUGUAUUUAUUGUUCCCUUACUUCAAGCUUUUACUGCCAUGCUUGUUUCCAGUGUCAGGUACUACAACCGCUCAGUCCUGGACUGUCAUGUUUGUUUGCAUUUGUUUGCAGUGAUGUUUACCAUGGAGUCUUGAAUCUUGAGAUGCCUCGUACUCAUUUUAAGGUGCAUGUUUAGUUGUCACUAAUGUUCAGUGCCUUGUUCUGUUUAUCACUGUGGCAUAGACGUGUUAUCAAAAUGCCUUGCUGUAUGUUUCGCAAUGUCAGCUAGGAGCAUGUGGUCGUGCCUCAUUUGUUCUUUUCCGGCAGAAACAUUUUCUUAGAAUUGCCUGGAGGGAAAGGUGGUGCUACAGUGUGCACAGAAUUUCUAGGAUUUCAGAUUUUCAUCUUUCUCAAAGAGUCGGGACAUCUUGUAGGUGACUAUUGUUGCAUCUGUUAUGAUAAUUCAGUUCCCUACUAAAGCAGUGUGUGAGGUGCUGGUUUUGUUGCAUGACUGUGGGCAAUUUAUGAUUAGAACACAAUGAUGCCCACCAUCGAGCCUGUCAUGCAUAGAAGCCGAAUGUCAGGAGACGCAAUAAUUGUGCAGGGAAGAAAAACAUAAUGGGAUGCGAGACCAUUGAGAAUCUCCACAACAGUGUAAUGAAAUUCUGACAGCACGAUCUUUCGGUUGGAGAAUUGAAAGAAAGACAAGAGCGCCUGUACCAAAUGUAUUGCAGUACCAAUUAUGUGUGUGUCUGUUUCCUUCGUUUUUUUGUCAUGUGAGCAAGUGAUGAGUAGGAUUGUAUUUCUGAAAAACUAAGGCUUGUUAUUAAUCCAAAGUUUUCUUUGCACUGGCAUGGUUAUGUUUCAAGACAAACUAUGUUCAAGACAAGCUGAACAUUUUAUAUAUUGG
This is a messenger RNA of Dermacentor albipictus, 11263 nucleotides long. RefSeq names its product Plenty of SH3s (gene POSH). Gene Ontology annotation, biological process: positive regulation of proteasomal ubiquitin-dependent protein catabolic process; positive regulation of JNK cascade; protein ubiquitination. Gene Ontology annotation, molecular function: protein binding; ubiquitin protein ligase activity. The record is from RefSeq and is a predicted model, not a curated record. NCBI's taxonomy places the organism in Eukaryota, Metazoa, Arthropoda, Arachnida, Ixodida, Ixodidae.